Messenger RNA from Pan troglodytes (chimpanzee), 2401 nucleotides. RefSeq names its product ADP ribosylation factor like GTPase 2 binding protein (gene ARL2BP). Gene Ontology annotation, biological process: maintenance of protein location in nucleus; positive regulation of tyrosine phosphorylation of STAT protein. Gene Ontology annotation, cellular component: mitochondrial intermembrane space. Lineage: Eukaryota; Metazoa; Chordata; Mammalia; Primates; Hominidae. The record is from RefSeq and is a predicted model, not a curated record. The transcript is spliced from 6 exons. Bases 646 to 1041 code for a protein of 131 amino acids.
GCGCAGGCGCUGACCCGACCUGGCAGUGAGCUGGCCGCGGCCUUGGCUGAGAGGCCUUAACCCCGGCCGGGCCGCCGCGCCCUGCAUGCGAGUUGGGCCGCGGGCGGGGUUGGAGCCUACUCGGGGCGACUGCGAUGGACGCCUUAGAAGGAGAGAGCUUUGCGCUGUCUUUGUGAGUAGCUCCUCCAGGGCGCAGGCGACUUGGGGCCGGAGGCAGCGGGCGUUCGCCCCGGGCCUGACCCUAUAAAACAGGUGUCCUUAGGGGCCGGGCCGGGCCAGGCCGGGCCGGGCCGGGCAGGGUGGGGGCCGCCAAGGCGCCGUCCCAGCUCCAGGCCUUCCUUUUGUAGAGUACUAAGGCUGCAGGUUUCAGGCCCCGCAGGACAGGAGUGCGAGGCGGGUGUCACCGUUGAUCAGCGCCUCCAUCACAAUCCCCAGCCGCCAACCCUCAGCUGUCAGCAAAGCCUGGAGGGGUUGAGCGCCCGAGGUCCCUCCACCCCUCCCUGGCCCCCGCCUCCCGGACUCCUGACCAAAUGACCCCCCCUGGCAGGUGUUUCGCCCGUGCCGGGUUCAUGCUCACAAGCAGACAGCUCCUCCGCCUCUGAUGCAGAAUUUGAUGCUGUGGUUGGAUAUUUAGAGGACAUUAUCAUGGAUGACGAGUUCCAGUUAUUACAGAGAAAUUUCAUGGACAAGUACUACCUGGAGUUUGAAGACACAGAAGAGAAUAAACUCAUCUACACACCUAUUUUUAAUGAAUACAUUUCUUUGGUAGAAAAAUACAUUGAAGAACAGCUGCUGCAGCGGAUUCCUGAGUUCAACAUGGCAGCCUUCACCACAACAUUACAGCACCAUAAGGAUGAAGUGGCUGGUGACAUAUUCGACAUGCUGCUCACCUUUACAGAUUUUCUGGCUUUUAAAGAAAUGUUUUUGGACUACAGAGCAGAAAAAGAAGGCCGAGGACUGGACUUAAGCAGUGGCUUAGUGGUGACUUCAUUGUGCAAAUCAUCUUCUCUGCCAGCUUCCCAGAACAAUCUGCGGCACUAGGUCCUACCUCCAGCCAAUGAAUGGGAUCAUUCUGGAUGUCACCAGCCCAGUAGGCUCAGCUCAUGAUGACAGAACACAUCUUGGAAAGACUGACUCUGUUAUGUAACUCUUCAUUUAUGUUAAGUAUUAAUAGGUCAAAACCAAAAUGACCUAACCCUCCUGGACCUAUUUAUCCUGAAACACCUUCUUGUAUUCAUUAACCAUAGUACUCCUCCCCACCUCAAGUAGACACCUCUCUCAGGAGCUUCUGAGUCAGACGCCUCUGGAGCGAGCCCUAUGUCAGGCACUCCACCUGGGGGGCCCUUCCCCAGCAUACCUGCUGGUGUGUAAGUGUGGACUAACCCGCCGCCACCACCCUCUGUUCCAGCAGGCUCUGCAUGAAUCUUUGUGCACUUGCACCUCUUUUUCACAUGGGCCACAGUUUCAGUACUUCAGCCUCAGUGGGGUUCCUGAUGUUUAUCUAGGGUGUUACUCAAGCCCAGUUUGAGAUUCUGGAGUCUCCUGUGAUCACAUCUUGUCUCGGCUGUAGGAAUCAACAGAAGGAGACGUCCUCUACAUAAAAGCUCCAUGUGAAAAAGCUACUCCUAGUCUUAACAUUUGCAGUCCUUGUGUCACUGUCUUCUGGUCCUGAUGUAGUCCCACUGUUUCUAGAAGUCUCUUUUAAGCAUUAUUUUUGAAAAAAAAAUAUUUUUAUAGAUGAAUACUCAGGCUAACCUAGUGGAUGUGAUCUUGGAACUUCCAUGAUUAUCCACUUAAAGAUCAAAGUAUUAUAUGCUGUGUGCUUUUUAGGUGUUAGUACUGUGAAGGCAAAAAUGCUUUCUACAUUGACAUUCAUUCCUAUCUUACUGGGCACCUAUGAAUGUAUGCUGUGUGCUAGAAAUAGACUAAAACAUAUUCCUAUAGCAUGUUAGUGUGUUUGCAUGUUUGCUGAAAAUCCUUUGUGUAUAAACCAGUUUGUAAGGUUCUCUGGGUUAGGUAGGGACUCUGCAGUUUCUUCCUGUCAAAAUCUCUCCUACCAAGAUGGUGUUCCACUGUCCAGCCCAGCAUGAGUAGCAGGUAGAGCACAGCUUUACUGGCUGUUUGUAUGCUUUGGUUUAGUGCAAUGUGUGGUAGAUUACUUAUCAGAAAACAUAUAUGUCAUCUCUAGAACGAGGAAAAAGCAUAGUAGUUCAAUUCCGAGUGUGUCCCUUUGAUUUUUUUUAAUAGUAAAAAUCAGAAUCUGUACUGACUUUUCACUUGGCCAUUCUGGUUUUAAAGGACAAGCUACAAGCUCUGUGUUUCUGUACUGAUGUGUCACUUAUUAAAUACUUUUGUACCAUGAGUAAAAUUUCAGGUGUUUCGCAAGAACCACCAUUCUCAA